UACUUUCACGGUAUAUUGCUUAAAUUCUCAGGGAAUACCCAUAGUUUUAUAAACAACCCAUUGCGCAUGUUCAUCACAUGUGCCGGCGCAAAAAAAAAACAAAUUGCUAAGUAGCCAGCAAACACAAUAAUCAGCGUGAGGUACAUGGUACAUUGGCAUCUUUAGAGAAUGCAGUCAGACAGUCAAACUUUUCUCUUCGUGGUAUAUAAACAAAUUUGGAGAGCGGUGAAAAGCCGGAAAAGCACAAACGCAGACAAUUAAUUUCAGAAAAAAAUACAAACAAGCAGUUCAAGAAGAGUUAGCCUGGGAAGCAAAUCUAAAAUUAACAUAAUAAUUAAAAAAAGCGAGAAAAACAUAGAGCAAAAAUAUCUAGAUAUUGUCAAUGCACGCAACAUUCGUCAAGUGCACUUUCAGUUUGGUUUGUAAUUCUUAUUAAGUUGAAGAAAAGUGAAAAAAAACAAGAAUUAAGAAAUCAAAGCAACAAUAUUUGAUUAAAUAGCGCCAUAUAGAGCUGUUAUAAACCUAUUACAUUGUGCUGUGGUAAGAAAAAGCCGCCAAGACGCCGUACCAAACGAAAAUGGAGCGCAAAUUGCUAUACGCCUUUCGGGGCUGGAUAGCAUUUGUUGCUUUUAUGGAUUUAGGAACAGCAUUUCGUAGUUAUAUAGAGAGAAGAAGCUUCCUUGGUGAUCAUACGGAUACGCAAUUUAUUGAAGGCGAUUACACCAUAUCCCGCAUAAUUGGCAUGUAUUGCUUGCUUAAAGCGAUUGCGUUGGUUCAUUGCACGCUCUACAUUCACUACAGACCAGUUGUUAGCAUGGGCGGCUGCUCAUUGGCUUUAACCAUGGUUCUUUAUGCUUCCGAAGCUUUGUACUUUCGUUCGAGUACAUUGAACUUUUAUGUGAUAUUUCCCUGCGUUCUAAAUUCGAUUACUUUACUUGGGCUCAUUUACAUACCGAGACGUUUACGCCUAUGGGAGCCCAAUGUAGAUAUGGAUGAUGAAAACUCACAAUUACUGAAGCAAAUGACUGGUUUCAAACGACGUCGCACGAAAAAGCAAAUAUAAAAUUUUGAACAAUUCUAAAAUGCAUUGUACAUUAGAGUGAUAUUUUCAUGGAUACAAAUCAAUUGGCAUAACUUCAACGGAUCCCUUCCAAUCUUAUUUCUGAUUAGAAAAAGUUAAAGCAAUUGAGCUCAUUAAAAUUUAUAUUGCAGUAUUAGUUUGGAAAAAAUACGAUCUGCCCUUAAAUAGCAGCAUAUAUUUAAGAUUAAAAAAGUUAUUUGUAAAUAUAUUAACCGCCAUAUAUAGUAUUGGUAAAACGAUACAACUUAAUGCAUAAUAGUUGAAUACAUGUAAACGUAGGGGCAGUUUAUAUUACUAAGUAAAAAUGUGCAAUUAAAUCCAAAUAUCAUAUUUCUAUGCAUAAGCACUUGUAGGAGAACACAUAUUAUCAACACUUUCAAAUAUUUACUACUAUAUUUAUAUAAAACUAAUACUAAGCACGUCGUCAAUUUAAACAUUAAUUAACAAUACACAUUUAAUAUCACAUACAUAUGAAAAAUACACAUUUAAAUCAGGCUAAAUUAUUUAAAAAAUAUGUAUACAAUAGCAAGUUCAACAGCCAUUUUAAAUUAAAACAUCUUUAAGAUGAUAAAGCAAUAAUAGAUUAAGUAUGUAGUUGUAGAUGCAAAAGCGAAUAAAAAUUAAAUGAUUAAAGAAAAAUA
This is a messenger RNA of Zeugodacus cucurbitae (melon fly), 1722 nucleotides long. RefSeq lists its product as uncharacterized. Gene Ontology annotation, cellular component: endoplasmic reticulum; membrane. NCBI's taxonomy places the organism in Eukaryota, Metazoa, Arthropoda, Insecta, Diptera, Tephritidae. Gene Ontology annotation, molecular function: protein-macromolecule adaptor activity. The record is from RefSeq and is a predicted model, not a curated record. The transcript has 5 exons. Bases 578 to 1063 code for a protein of 161 amino acids.